AUCCACUCUGCUGACCUGCAGACCCACAGCAUCAGAUUCAGCAGCAGAUACACCUGAGGAGUCCACUUCUGCAGGACAUGCGGGCGGUGUGUGUGUUCGUCUUGGCCUGCGUGGCGGUGUCCGGAGCUCCGGGGGUCCGCGGGCAGGACGGCCCGGCCGAGGAGGAGCUGUUCCAGCGGGCGGAGGAUCUGCUGCUGCGCUCCAUCCUCACACAGAUGGAGGAGCAGAACAGCGAGAACGAUCAGCCGGAGUGGAUGGAGAAGCGACAGCACCCGGGCAAGAGGCAGCACCCCGGGAAACGCGAGGAGGAUCUGGAGCCGGAGGUGGAGAUGGAGCGCUGGAGGCGGCAGCACCCCGGGAAGCGCGCGCCUCUGGAUCUGGGCAUGCUAGAGGACCCCACUGCGCUCAGCGAGCUCUCCAAGCGGCAGCACCCCGGGAAACGCUACCUGAUGCUGCUCCACAAGCGGCAGCACCCCGGCCGGCGCGAGCUGCAGGAGGCAGAUGGACACUCAGCUGAGCUGGAGAAGCGGCAGCACCCUGGGAAGAGGCGGUGCGAGGGAUGGGCGGACGCCGGCUGCGGGCUGCUGGAGCUCCUGGACACGAGCGGAGCCCCGGAGAAGCGGCAGCACCCGGGCCGGCGCGCGGAGCUGGAGGACGAGCUGCCGGGGCUAGAGUAACUCUCGGCGGGCGGGUGAACGGACGCUUCAGUAAGUGUUCGGGAAACACACCUGUCUCUCCAUGUGCCAGUUUUCGAAGCGACAGUUCAAAGCCUCAUUCACCUGUGACGCGUUUUUGUUUCUCCGGCGCGCGUAAUUGCGCGGGGAGUCCUCCGGUGUCUGCUGUACACUGGGGUAAAGCUGGGUUUAUAUGCGCACGUUCAGACUGUCUCCUUAAUGAUGUGAUUUCAGGAAAGUGUUGUUUGCCAAUUAUAAAUAGUGGAAUCACAUUAUCAGUCAAAUUAUGAUCUGUCAAACAUUGUUUAAAGUCAGUUAAUAGUGCUGGUGUUGUUUUGAAGUCUUGCAUGCCAUUUCAGACCCAAUAUUCAGAGUGUAAUGUGGUAAACAAUAUAGGCAGCAUGCCACCAUUGACACUGUUCAAAUAUGAACGCGAAAAUAAAACCAACUCUUCCUCAAUGUCUGUCUGUGCUGUCGGAUUUCAUACCUCCCAUAGGAAGAUUGGCUGAUAGCAUGAUUUCAGUGUUUAGAAUUAGUAAAUAAGACUUUUUUAAAAUUAUAUCAAGGAGAAAGACCUAAUGUGUGAGUAUAAACCCAGCUUUACCCCAAUGUCAAACCGUCCCAUAACUCCUUUUCCAAAAGUAGGUAGCGCUGAAUAUGCGCCCAUCGGGUUGUAUAGUGUAAAUGUUUGAUGUAGUUCUGAGGCUGAUAUCACCCAACCCCUAACCCCAACCUCAGAACCAGUCAAACACAGUGUUGCUCUGUAUAAUCUGAUGGGCAUCAUGAUUUGUCCGGACACCGGCGCGAAAUGCUCCUCAGCUGACCGGAGAUCUGCUCUCUCCGUCGGUCUGUUCUGGAAGCAUUUCUGCGCUCAUCAGCACGGAUCUCGCACUUUUGCUCAGUGUAAAUGCCAUCGGGUUUGGGUUCGCAAAAACAGUGAAACGGGUUGCCGAGAUAUUUUUCUACAGUGAUUUAAUUCUUGCAUGAGUUUGACCUGUACAUUUCCAUGAUUUAUUUUUGUUCAAUUGAUAAAAGAGCAUAUAAAUGAUGAUGAUGAUGAUGAUGAUGAUGUACAAUAAAAUGCUUUCGAUGCGAA
Molecule: messenger RNA, 1770 nt
Organism: Danio rerio (zebrafish)
Lineage: Eukaryota; Metazoa; Chordata; Actinopteri; Cypriniformes; Danionidae
Gene: trh
Product: thyrotropin-releasing hormone
Biological process (GO): hormone-mediated signaling pathway
Cellular component (GO): extracellular region
Molecular function (GO): thyrotropin-releasing hormone activity
Source: RefSeq, marked provisional